Messenger RNA from Leguminivora glycinivorella, 1954 nucleotides. RefSeq names its product CD151 antigen (gene Tsp68C). Bases 300 to 1286 code for a protein of 328 amino acids. NCBI's taxonomy places the organism in Eukaryota, Metazoa, Arthropoda, Insecta, Lepidoptera, Tortricidae. Gene Ontology annotation, cellular component: membrane. The transcript is spliced from 5 exons. The record is from RefSeq and is a predicted model, not a curated record.
AUUUUAAGGAGUAUCUUUUAUAAGUUUACCGAAAUACGCGUUGCCAUUGUAAUACUAACUGGAAUAGAAUUGAGCCACCAGAUUCACACAUUGGAGAGGAACUCAUGCAUUAACUUUAAACAAAACUGCCUUAAUUAUUAGUCACCCCACCUGCCCAGCAGAGCGUAUCUCCCUAAAACCGGCGAAACUAUUCACUGUGUUAUUGUUUGCUCGCAUGUUCGCCGGCCCGUCCGCUUUUUCCGCGUCGUUAUUAAACUUAUAUUUUGAAUGGAUUCUACAUUUUACCAAUAAAAUCUAGAAUGAAGUGCAGAAAAGUGGCGAGUGCAAAAGUUCUCUUUGGUUGCUUCAACACCUUAUUCUUCGCGUGCGGGUUCGUGGAAGUAGUAUGCGGGUUCCUGGUGCUGGUGGACUCGCGGCGCGUGCUGCUGUCGCGGCUGCUGGCGGCGCCGGACGGGCCGCUGGAGGAGGCGCCGCUGCACUACGCGGCGCUGGCGCUGCUGGCCGCCGGCCUGGUCGUGUGCGCCGCCGCGGCGCUCGGCUGCUGGGCCACCUACAUGCCUUCCUAUGUCAUACUCACCUUUUAUUUUCUGAUGGUGCUAGCACUGUUAGUAUGCUCGUGCCUGGGCGGCGUGGCGGCGGCCGCGUGGCCGCGCUGCGCCGGGCUGCAAAGCGCGCGCGGCGGCGCCGUCGGCGCGCUGCAGACCUACUACGCCGUGCCCGACUACGAGCACUUCACUGCGGCACUAGAUCUCGCUCAGACAGAGCUGCAGUGUUGCGGCAUGACGGACGCGCAUAACUACGACCUGUCGGUGUGGCAGCUGCGGCGGCUCGGGCCGCGAGGCAUGGCGGUGCCGCCGAGCUGCUGCGUGCAAGCACCGCCCGCUUCCUACCUCAACCCUACGCCGCGUAACGCCUCGCGAUGCCAGGAGGUCACGCCUAACCCAGAGUUCAGACACGUGGUGGGAUGUCUCGGCAAAAUAGAAGAUUGGUAUCAGCAGCAGUUCAUCAUAUUCAUGCUGAGCCUGUUCGUCGUAGCUCUCCUCAAGCUGGCCAUCCUGCUCGUCACCAUAUUCUCCUGCAUCCGCCUGCGCAAGCACCGGCAGGAGAUGCACGCAUUCAUCAUGAAGUCCAUAGACAAUAAGACUAACGAGAAUAUUUACGAUACGAAGAUGGGUUCGAUGCGCGACGAGCCUAUAAUGGCGAAGUACAUCCAGCCUAAUAACUUCUACAGCCCCCGCGUACGGAACCCGAGGAUUUUCCACAGCAAGCCUAAUGAGAUGGUAUGAGAAUUAGCCGCGGAGAUAAAUGCUUUAGAGAGGAAACUAGAGAAGUUCUCAGAUUAUCUGUACAAGCACGAAGCAGAUUCAAUUAUGUGGUAACUCGUGCCCAAGUACAUACUUGUUUUAUUUUAGUUUACUAGAAAAGCGAUAUACGCUUUAAAGUUUGAUUUUUUAAUAGAAGACUGUUUUUAUCGUCGUAAUUUUGAAAUAGUUUUAAGCCAUUUUGUAUUUAAUAUUAAUACCGACAAACACAAAGUGCCAUAGAUUGUAUUUGUAUUGUUACAUUUGGAAGAUAUUUUUGACAAACAAACUAAUAUAGUGAUAUGGACUCCAUUCUUAAAGCAUUUUCUCCGUGCUCAGCAUAAUUCAUAAAGGUUGACACUUUAAGUUAUAAUUUUUAUAAAAGCAUUAAGCGUAAUAAGUAGGUUAUAGGUAUAUAGUUCUCGGAGAAAAAUAAAAAUCUUGUAUCAAUAUGCAAUAUUAUUUUCAAAAGAACAUUCAAAAAUUGGUCCUAAAUUUAAAACAUUGUUAACAAUGGCUCUGGAAUGUUGUUAUCAUUCACAAUUGGUUCUAUAGCUGUAGUCGUUUGUCGAGCAGAGAGCAGGCGACCCACUCCCUAUGAGAGCGGAGUCGAUUCUUAUCUAUUUAACUUAUAUCGAUACUUUGAUGUCUCA